AUGGCCUCCAACAUGAGUGACACCAUAUCUUCUAACUCAUUACUACACUAUGACUACUCAGACGAAUAUUUGAGUGGUUACGACUCCGACUCCAGUAUGGCGUCUACAAACUCUACUCCCAACAAGCAAGGUACAACUGGCGCUCUGCACCGCACUCGCGACAACAUGGACGCUGCCCUGCAGGCGGACCUUCGCAAUCGAACGCUCCGUGAUGUGUCAGUUGACGACUUCGUGAAGCAUGUGUAUGGUUUCACGGAAAAAGACACAGAGUAUAUCACAUCAAAGACGUGGACGCUAGAUUAUCAAGGCUUGGCCGAAUACAACUUGGCGCUCAGCAAAGGCCUGCCGGAAACUGCCCUGUAUUCGCCGUUCAAGACUAUCAUGGACGAGUUAUUCCAGAAAUUCCGCGAUGACGAAUAUGCCCUCGAUAUCAAUCUUGCUUCUCUCGGCAGCGAGCAAUCGAAGAGCACGGGCACACCUCGGAAACCUGAUGGGCUUUUCAUGUUUAAGUCACACAAAGACUCUUACAAGGUGUCUUGGUCGCUCUCCAAGGCCUUUCUUGAAUUUCAAAUUCGCCCCGGCGAACAAAGGCUUCGGAAGGAAGCGCGCAGGGUGCGUCGCCCCAUCGACACAAUUCGCGAAGGAACAACGCUUGCGGCUGCUAAUGUGGGCGUCAUAGCCUCUACGCCAGACUUGGCACCCUCUCCGCCACUCAAGGCGCUGUCUGGUUACAAGCGUCGGAGCGCUGACGUUCUCGGCACUGAAGAACAAGGUCCUUCGAAUCGACCCAAGCAAAUGACUCGGAAAGAGGCACAGGGCGCUGGGUAUGCCCUCGAGAUGAUGGCAGCCGCGUGUAGGCGUUGGGCUACCGGCUUCGUGAUCAAGGAUAAAACCGUAUGGGUGCACUACUACGACCGCAUAGGCGCCAUCUUCACUGAGGAGUUCGAUUUUUCUAAAGACCCACAAAAGCUGGCGAUGGUGGCUUUGGCCCUUGCCAAGUGCGACGUUGUUCAGGCUGGAUUCGAACCCCUCAUCUCCCCUAGCCCCGACUCCCCGCUUUCCGCUCCCCUCGUUUCGCUGGACGGCGCGUUCCUCCAUUUGCCUGUGCGCGAUGAUGACGCAGGCGCUACGUAUGUGAAGGGCUUCGAGAACGAUCUCUACUCUCACUUCGAAAUCUCCGGUAAUCCAUUAUACACAUACCAAGGUCUUAACGGCCGAGGCUCACUAGUCCUUCCCGGCCGUCCCAUUCAAGCAGUGAAGGGAAGUGGCACCCAGCCAGAGCAGGUCGCGGCCGAUACGCCAGGCGCCAACAACAGCACGAAGGAUUCUGGCGGCAUGGGAAUGGUCCACGGAACCACGACAUCUGGGGAAUCCCCUCCUCAAGUCCCUAUGGUAGUCAAGCUUAGCUGGCCCUUGUCUACGCGACCGAGUCUUGAAGCAGAAUUGAUUCACGAGCUCCGGCGCGAUAAACUGGGGCGCAUGAGACCUCACCUUCCCAAGGUCCACUUUGCGAUGGUGCUCAAGGGGACAUCUAUACAGCUUCCGGGGGACCUGUUCCGCUCCAUGACCACGGCGCACAAUCUCGAGCAGCGUUAUUUCACGCUCAUGAUUGUUGAACAGUACAACCAUCUAUGGGAGGUCCCGACAUGCGACGAUUUCCUCGAUGUAUACCUCGAUAUUGUAGAAUGUCAUCACGCUGCGAUGAAAACCGGAAACAUCCUUCAUCGUGACAUCAGUGAAAAAAAUCUGUUAUGGCAACAAAAUUGGGGGCUCACACGAAGCACCGCACGUUUUAUGGCGCUUGAUCUCUUGAUUGGUGCUGAACCACCCUCUCAUCUCUACCGGCACGAUCUCGAAUCUCUGUUCUACGUCUUCGUUUGGGCAGCGGUAGACUUCACCCUCGACAAGGAGAAGCCAUUUGUCAAAGAGACCAACUCAGCAAUACUGAAAUGGGCUGGUACAUAUGCAGACGCCUACGAAGCGAAGUCAAGCUUCUUAACCAAGCCAAGGCCAGUGUUCAGUGGGAUACAGCCUGCGUUCGAGCCGCUACGAUAUUGUCUCGAUGGUCUUUGGAGUUUAUUCCAUAAGGCCUUUGAGAACUCGGUCAAGCUUGAGAAUCAACUUGAGAAAGCCAAAACCGCUUCUACUGGGCGAAGGACUCGGAAACGCCGGAAUGUAGAUAUGAUCUACGAUGAAGAACUCCCUCCCGUUGAACCGAGUCCUCAUUCAAGUCCUCAUUCCGAAAACUCCGUUGAGGUCAAUCCUCCCACUGUCGACGAGGUUACCAUUGAUUUCGAAACUAUGGGAGGGUGUUUGACCUUCGAGAAAUUUCUGGCUGCCUUAGGAGAACAACCCCGACAGUAUAAGUCCUAA
Messenger RNA from Pleurotus ostreatus (oyster mushroom), 2373 nucleotides. RefSeq lists its product as uncharacterized. The transcript is spliced from 4 exons. NCBI's taxonomy places the organism in Eukaryota, Fungi, Basidiomycota, Agaricomycetes, Agaricales, Pleurotaceae. The coding region runs from base 1 to 2373 and encodes 790 amino acids. The record is from RefSeq and is a predicted model, not a curated record.